AUGGCAGACAACUGGACCGAAAGUUUUGCGUCAGCACAGGCGACCCUGAAGGAAGGGAAGUUCUUCGAUGCUGUGCAGCACAUCAACGCCUGCAUGCAAGCCUUCGCGAAGGUUUUGGGUGACGAGUCGGAGAAGAUUUUGAAGGACCCCCCCACGUUCAUCGCCCAGAUGGUUCCGAAGGUCUCGGCGGAGCAGAAAGACACCCUUCGACAAAUGUACGAGCUACGUGGUGAUAUCAUCACGGGCCUGGGCGCACACAAACGUGCAGCCAGUGACUACGAGUGUGCACAGCAAUUGGGGAGCACAGACGGGGCGCUGAAGGAUAAAGUGGCGCAGGUGCAGGCAGCGAUGAAGGCAAAGCCUUCAGAGAGCAAAGUGCCCGUCACGGUACUCACCGGAUUCCUCGGAAGCGGGAAGACGACACUGCUGAAUCGCAUCCUGCACGAGAACCACGGCAAACGCAUAGGCAUCAUCGAGAACGAGUUCGGGGAGGUCGGCAUCGACGACGGCUUGAUUGAGGCCGGCUCCAUCGCGACACAGGAGAACAUCAUCGAGAUGAACAACGGCUGCAUUUGCUGCACCGUCCGAGGCGACCUCAUUGCCGGCCUAAAGAAGAUGAUCAAGAACUCCGUCAAAAACAACAAGCCACUUGACGGUGUCAUCAUCGAAACCACUGGCUUGGCAGAUCCGGCACCCGUCGCCCAGACUUUCUUCGCCGACGACUUCGUGCAGCAGAAGAUGUCCCUGGAUGGUAUCGUGACCCUUGUGGACGCCAAGCACCUGAUUCCACACCUGGAUGAAGAGAAGCCUGAGGGCGUCGAGAACGAGGCUGUGGAACAGUUGGCCUUUGCAGACCGCGUUGUCUUGAACAAGUGUGACCUCGUCGACGAACCCCACUUAGAGGAAGUGGAGAGACGCAUCCGCAUGAUCAACGAGUCGGUGAAGAUCCGCCGCGCCACUCAGAGCAAAGUUGACAUGGACUUCAUUCUCGGCAUCCAGGCCUUCAGCUUGGACAAGAUCCUGGAAAUGGAUGAUGCUUUUUUGGAGGACAACCAAGACCACCAGCAUGAUGACCGUGUGACGUCUGCAGGUUUCCACGUGAAGGGCGAGGUGGAUCAGCAGAAGCUGAAUGAUUGGCUGGGCACGAUUCUUAAGGAGAAAGGGGCAGACCUCUUUCGUACCAAGGGUGUGCUAGCCGUGAAGGGCAUGAAGGAGAAGUUCGUGUUCCAGGCAGUCCACAUGGCCUUUACUGGCUCCCCACAGCGCCCGUGGGGACCUGAUGAGGAGAGAGUCUGCAAGCUGACCUUUAUCGGGAAGAACGUCAACCGAGAGGAGCUUGAGGUCAACUUCCGGAAAUGUCUCGUGGGAGGUACCGGCGGGUACGCCUGA
This is a messenger RNA of Symbiodinium sp. CCMP2456, 1389 nucleotides long. The record is from the annotation of a GenBank genome assembly. NCBI's taxonomy places the organism in Eukaryota, Dinophyceae, Suessiales, Symbiodiniaceae.